AUGAUGUUUCCAUCAUCUCAUAAACAAUCCAAUGGGACAGCCUUGCUUGGUCGACAAAUUGCGGGUGCACAGAUUGAUCGGAUUGGUACGCUGCUGCUUGAGAAGAAAAGCCUGGAAAGAAAGCGGCCUGAUAGGGCGCCAGUAUAUGAUGACGAUGAUUCGAUGAUUUGCUCGAAACGCGCAAGAACGGUUAAAGAAACACUGCUUAAUUUGUUACCAGUUUUGUCUGCGCAGAAUAAUUGUAAAAGUGUGAGGAAUGAAAGCAAUCUUAUACUACUUGAUAAGACUACGAAUUUCAUUGUCCAGGGUAGCCCUGCAGCGCUGAGUUCAAAUGAAUCAACUGGUGAUGAAUGCGCUGAAGAUCUUGGUGAUCCUAGUUCGAUAUCUAGCUCACUAGUUUUACUAACGAAUGUUUCGCCUUCAACAUCAUCGCAAACAUUCUGCUCAGUACCUGGGAGGUUAUCACUACUAUGUGCGUCCAGCAAAUAUAAAGUUAGCGUUGCGGAGUUAGCCCGGAGGCUUUCACCGCCAGAAUCACUGAAUGCAUCAUUAUUAGGUGGAAUAUUGAGGAG
Messenger RNA from Acanthocheilonema viteae, 572 nucleotides. Lineage: Eukaryota; Metazoa; Nematoda; Chromadorea; Rhabditida; Onchocercidae. The record is from the annotation of a GenBank genome assembly.